UCCUGAUCCACCCUCACAUCUUCACAAUGGCCUUCUUCUGGAUUGUUUCCUGCUUUGCUUUCAUCAGCGCCGCUUACGGCUGCGGCUCCCCAGCCAUCCAGCCCCAGGUGACUGGCUACGCCCGCAUCGUCAACGGUGAGGAGGCCGUCCCCCACUCCUGGCCCUGGCAGGUGUCUCUGCAGGGCAACGGAUUCCAUUUCUGCGGAGGUUCCCUGAUCAAUGAGAACUGGGUUGUUACCGCUGCUCACUGCCAUGUCGGGACCUACCACCGUGUGAUUGUUGGAGAGCAUGACAAGAGCAGUGCCAUUACCAGCGAGAAGGUCCAGAUCCUGAAGCCCUCUAAGGUCUUCACCCAUCCUGAAUGGAACUACAGAACCAUCAACAACGACAUCUCCCUCAUCAAGCUGGCUUCCCCCGCUGUCUUGGGAACCACCGUCUCCCCUGUGUGUCUGGGUGAGAGCAGCGAUGUCUUCGCCCCUGGCAUGAAGUGUGUGACAAGCGGCUGGGGUCGGACCCGCUACAACGCCCCCGGCACCCCCAAAAAGCUUCAGCAGGCCGCUCUUCCCCUGAUGUCCAACGAGCAGUGCAAGCGUAGCUGGGGCAGCAACAAGAUCUCUGAUGUCAUGAUCUGUGCCGGUGCUGCUGGCGCUUCCUCCUGCAUGGGUGACUCCGGUGGCCCUCUGGUCUGCCAGAAGGACAACGUGUGGACCCUGGUCGGUAUCGUCUCCUGGGGAAGCAGCUUCUGCUCUACCUCCAUCCCCGCUGUCUACGCCCGUGUCACUGAGCUCCGAGGCUGGGUGGACCAGAUCCUGGCUGCCAACUAAGGAUUCACACUCCAACCUUCAGUCCUUUCCAGAGUCCAGACACCUCACUUUUCCUGGUUGGAUGGCAAAUUUUAAUAAAAUGUACUACUUGAACACAAAACAAUCAUCUCUCGUGGA
Molecule: messenger RNA, 941 nt
Organism: Gadus chalcogrammus (walleye pollock)
Lineage: Eukaryota; Metazoa; Chordata; Actinopteri; Gadiformes; Gadidae
Product: chymotrypsin B-like
Exons: 7
Coding region: 27-824 (265 amino acids)
Biological process (GO): proteolysis
Molecular function (GO): serine-type endopeptidase activity
Source: RefSeq, a predicted model, not a curated record